AUGUUUGGAGUAAAAUCAAUCAUGUCUUUGGAUAUAAGACUCAAACGAGUGAACAAACUGUACAGCGAAGGCGUAAGUAUUGGUGGGCAUGUGUUGGCCAUCACCACAAUUGAUCCGCAAACACAACUAAAUGUGUUAACACUUGAUCUGUUGACGGGAGUCGUGGUGUUUGAGUCGCGGUCUGAGGCCCGACACGAGGGCAUAGUAUUGGCCAUUGAAGGCAAUGUCAAUAUGCAGUUGAGCUCUAAAAAUGUGGGCAUUUUUGAAGCUUUUUAUAACUCGGUUAAGCCCGUACCGCUCAUCAGUUACAGCGUUGAGAUCGCAAAAAGUGGUAAAUUACCCGCCGGUAAGACUGAGAUCCCGUUUGAACUGCCGGUGCGGCCGAAGACCAACCGAUGUCUUUACGAGACAUAUCACGGCGUGUUUAUCACUAUUCAGUACUUAAUCAAAUGCGAAAUCAAGCGACCGAUGCUUAAUAAAGAUCUCCAAAAAGUGGUUGAAUUUAUUGUUGAAUACCGAAAACCAUUGGAAAUACAGCCGUCGAUGGAUAAGGCGGUGAACUUUUUAAUUACACCGGAAUCGCUUCAGAAUGUGAAAGAUAGAUCAAAGAUUCCUCGAUUCCGUAUAAGCGGUCACUUGGAUUCAACGGUCUGUAAAAUAACGGAACCGUUCACUGGAGAGCUAUGUGUGGAACAGUGCGAUGCCGUCAUCCGAAGCAUUGAAUUACAGUUAGUCCGCGUCGAGACCUGUGGAUGUGCUGAAGGAUACGCCCGCGACGCGACUGAAAUUCAAAACAUCCAAAUAGGAGAGGGAAAUGUGUGUCGAGGGGUUGUUAUCCCUAUUUAUAUGAUAUUUCCCCGACUAUUCACAUGUCCUUCGCUCACAACUAAUAACUUUAAAAUCGAAUUUGAAGUGAAUGUCGUUAUUAUACUGGAGAACAAUCACUUGAUUACUGAAAAUUUUCCAAUAAAAAUGAUUCGUUACUCUAAUAAUGAUUUGUAAUAUAAUAUAUUAUAUUUAUGUUUUAUAAUGAAUUUAUUAAGAUUUUAAUUUAAUAAAUAUCUAUUUAUAAUU
This is a messenger RNA of Medioppia subpectinata, 1074 nucleotides long. The record is from the annotation of a GenBank genome assembly. NCBI's taxonomy places the organism in Eukaryota, Metazoa, Arthropoda, Arachnida, Sarcoptiformes, Oppiidae.